AUGUCCAAGCAGCCAGUUAUCAGCAGGUUUUUCAAACCCAUAGCUCGAAAAGAAGUGACUAGUGAGAAAGGAGUUGAAAAGGAGAAACCCGUGGAUUUGGAUGAAGAGAAACAUAACGAGCCGGCGACUACAUCAAGAUUGAUGCCCAAGGGUUUUGAUGCUGCUGCCGAAACGGUUACAGAUGAAGUAAUUGAAAUUGAAGUUGAAAUUGAACAUGAAAGUGAACCAAAAAUUGAAAUUAAAAAUGGAACUGUUACCGCUGAGAACAAGUCAAUGGAUUUUGCAGAAAAAUUGAAUAGAAUUUGGAAUGAUAAAAAGAGAGUAAUUUCAAAUAAUGACAAUGAUGAUUCCGAUGGAGAAAAUGACACUAUUGUUAAAAAAUCAAAAAACAACAGUAAUAAGUUGACACCACUGGAUCAACAAGUCAAAGAUUUAAAGUUGCUGCAUAUGGAUAAAAUAUUAGUGAUAAGAGUUGGUUAUAAAUAUAAAUGUUUUGCUCAAGACGCCGAAAUAGUUAGCAAAAUUUUACAUAUUAUGCUAAUUCCUGGGAAGCUUACAAUAGAUGAAUCGAAUCCACAGGAUUCAAAUUACAGGCAGUUCGCAUAUUGCUCAUUCCCUGAUAUUAGGCUGAAGGUUCAUCUAGAAACUUUGGUUCAUAAUAAUUUGAAAGUUGCUGUAGUUGAACAAUCCGAAACCAGUGCUAUUAAAAAGAAUUCUAACGCAUCUUCAAAAAAUUCAGUAUUCGAGAGAAAAAUUUCUGGGGUAUACACCAAGGCAACAUUUGGAAUUAACUCAGCAUUCAGUUCUAAUAGAAAAAACGUAUUAGGUCAAUAUAAUAGCAUAUGGAUCAUUAAUUUUUCUGAGAUAGAUAAAAUUAAUAGUUCAUUUUUCAUGAUAUCAGUUAAUCUAAAUAGUGGUGAGAUAAUAUAUGAUACUUUUGAAUGUUCUACUACUUCAAUAGAAAAUUUAGAGACAAGAAUCAAAUAUUUAAACCCUAUAGAAGUAUUAACUGUAUCUGCAUUACCAGAGAAAGUUAAGUUAAGAUUACAUGGUUCAAAUUCUACCAUAUUAUUAAAGGAGAAGGAAGAUAUCGACAAGGAAAUAAUGGAAGAAAUAAAUAAAUCUACAAAGGGAUUGAAUUUGUCAGCUGAACUUUUUGAAUUAGUACCCGUUUUAUAUAAGUAUUUAACCGAAUACAACAACGAAGAGCUAUUACUUAUAUCAGAAAAUUACAAACCAUUCGCUUCCAAGAAGCAUAUGGUUUUAAAUGCCGCUGCUAUUGAAAGCCUAGGUAUAUUUGGGGAAGAAGGAGGAAAAGGAUCAUUAUUUUGGUUAUUAGAUCAUACCAGAACUUCUUUUGGAUCAAGAAAGCUUAGAGAAUGGAUUUUACACCCAUUGCUGGAUAAAAAAGAAAUCGAAGAUAGAUUAGAUGCAGUAGAUUGUAUUAUUCAUGAAGUGAGCAAUAUAUUUUUCGAAUCAUUGAAUAAGAUGCUAACAAAUGUUCCUGAUCUACUUCGUACGAUCAAUAGAAUUGCCUAUGGCACUACGUCGAGAAAAGAAAUAUACUAUUUUUUAAAACAAAUGAAAUCUUUUAGUGAUCAUUUCCAGCUUCACAGUAAUUAUUUAAAUUCUCAAGUUGUGUCCAAUGAUGGAAGAAUUCAUAAAUCAUCUGCACUUCUGACAAACCUGUUAACAGAGAUUACUUCUGGACUAAAGGAAAUUAACAUUGAGAAUAUAUUAUCAAUGAUAAAUGUGUCUUCCGUAAUGGAAAAGGAUACAUAUAAACAGGUAUCAGAAUUUUUUAAUUUAAAUUAUUACGAUCAUGCAGAAGAAAUAAUCAAAAUUCAAGGAAAUAUUAAUGAAGUUAAAAACGAAUUAGCUGAAGAAUUAUCAUCGAUCAGAAAAAUUCUUAAGAGACCACAUUUGAAUUACAAAGAUGAAAUGGAUUAUUUAAUCGAAGUUAGAAAUACUCAAACUAAGGGUUUGCCUAGCGAUUGGAUUGUUGUAAAUAGAACAAAAAUGAUCAGUAGAUAUCAUACACCGACUUCACGAAAAUUAAUUGAAAAAUUACAAUAUCAAAAAGAUAUCCUAUAUCAAGAAACUCAAAAAGAGUAUUUCCAGUUUGUUAAAAGGAUUAAAAAUGAUUACUUUGCACUUAAUAAAAUAAUAAAUCAUAUUGCAACUUAUGAUUGCAUUUUAGCAUUAGCUUCAACCUCACAGAAUAUGAACUACGUUAGACCGGUGCUUACUGACGAAUCACAAUUUAUUGAUGCCAAAAAUGCAAGAAAUCCAAUUAUUGAAUCGCUAGAUAUAAAUUAUGUCCCAAAUGAUGUCAAUCUAUCACAUUCUGCAGGGAAAUUCCUGAUUAUUACAGGUCCUAACAUGGGUGGGAAAUCAUCCUAUAUUAGACAAGUUGCAUUGCUUGUAAUUCUUGCCCAGGUAGGCUCAUAUGUACCUGCUGAUUUUAUGAAGACAAGUAUUUUUGACAAAAUAUUAACUAGAAUUGGCGCUUACGAUAACUUACUAAAAGGACAAUCUACUUUUAAAGUUGAACUUUUAGAGAUUCAAAAUAUCAUAAAAAACAAAACUGAAAAUUCCCUAUUACUACUAGAUGAAGUUGGAAGAGGAACAUCAACAGAGGAUGGUAAAGCCAUUUCAUAUUCUAUAGUAGACUAUUUUAUUAACUUACCAGUUUGUCCUUUAGUACUAUUCACAACGCAUUAUCCAUUUCUUGGUUCUAUAAAUUCCAAAAUAUUAAAAAGUUACUAUAUGGACUUUGUAGAACAGAAAAAAGAAGGCGAAGACUGGCCAAGUAUUGUAUUCCUGUAUAAAUUAAGAAGUGGGAUAACCGAUAGUUCAUUUGGUUUGAAUGUUGCUCGCUUAGCUCAAAUUGAUAAGGACAUAAUUAACCAUGCAUUCUCGAUAUCAGAGAAAAUCCGUCAAGAAACAGAAACAGCCAAUACCAUGAAUUUACCAAUACUUCUGAAGCAUAUCUUAAGUUCAAACGAUUUGAAACCACAGCAAAAAAUCAUUGAAAUCUUAAACCUUCAAAAUGAUAGUCAAGAGUUGUAA
Vanderwaltozyma polyspora DSM 70294 is the source of this 3072-nucleotide messenger RNA. RefSeq names its product mismatch repair protein MSH3 (gene MSH3). The record is from RefSeq and is a predicted model, not a curated record. Gene Ontology annotation, biological process: mismatch repair. Lineage: Eukaryota; Fungi; Ascomycota; Saccharomycetes; Saccharomycetales; Saccharomycetaceae. The transcript has a single exon. Gene Ontology annotation, molecular function: ATP-dependent DNA damage sensor activity; ATP binding; mismatched DNA binding. Gene Ontology annotation, cellular component: nucleus; MutSalpha complex. The coding region runs from base 1 to 3072 and encodes 1023 amino acids.